Molecule: messenger RNA, 1807 nt
Organism: Sesamum indicum (sesame)
Lineage: Eukaryota; Viridiplantae; Streptophyta; Magnoliopsida; Lamiales; Pedaliaceae
Gene: SUT4
Product: sucrose transporter 4
Biological process (GO): sucrose transport
Cellular component (GO): vacuole; plasma membrane
Molecular function (GO): sucrose:proton symporter activity
Source: RefSeq, a predicted model, not a curated record
AAAAGUAAAGGGCAUUUCCCUCACUUCUUAACUAUCACUUUCCUUCCCCCAGCCACCACCUUCACCUUUCUCCGUCGCUCUUUCCCGUACCACCGCCGGUUCUUUGAGGCCGGAGCAUGACGAUUCCGGAGGCGGAGAGGCAACCAGCUAGUUGCAGCGGGCCGGGCCAGUCACCGAGGCCGAGGAGAGUGAAAUUGCGGACACUCCUCCGGGUAGCAUCAGUGGCUUGCGGAAUCCAGUUCGGGUGGGCCCUCCAGCUGUCCCUAUUGACCCCUUACGUCCAAGAGCUCGGCAUACCUCACGCCUGGGCUAGCAUCAUCUGGCUUUGCGGCCCACUGUCGGGGCUGCUGGCCGGCGCCGUUUCCAUCGUAGUCGCCGUUCUUGUUAUUGGCCACUCAGCUGACAUCGGCUGGCUCUUUGGCGAUCGCGGGCAGAAGAAAACGCGCGCCGUGGUGGCGUUUGUUAUCGGGUUCUGGCUUCUUGAUGUAGCUAAUAAUAUGACUCAGGGGCCAUGUCGUGCUCUGCUGGCUGAUCUGACGGGCAAGGAUCAUAGGAGAACUCGAGUAGCGAAUGCGUAUUUCUCCCUAUUUAUGGCUGUUGGUAAUGUUCUUGGAUUUGCUACGGGAUCCUACAGUAACUGGUUCAAGAUUUUGCCAUUCACGCUCACUUCUGCGUGCAAUGUUAGCUGUGCUAAUUUGAAGGCAGCGUUCAUCAUCGACAUUAUUUUUAUUCUUAUAACUACCUGCAUAAGCCUAUCAGCAGCCCGUGAGCAGCCCCUAAUUUCCAGGUUCACUGCCCCUCAUUCUGGUGAAAUGUCUCAAGGUUCUUCCAACCAUGAAGCUUUUCUAUGGGAACUUUUUGGAACUUUUAGAUAUCUCCCAGGUACUGUUUGGAUUAUCCUUCUUGUCACUGCGCUAACUUGGAUCGGCUGGUUCCCGUUUCUUCUGUUUGACACUGAUUGGAUGGGCCGCGAAGUUUAUGGUGGAAAACCGAAUGAAGGGACGAAUUAUGGCAUUGGAGUAAGAAUGGGUUCACUGGGCUUAAUGUUGAACUCGGUUAUCCUUGGGAUUACAUCAGUGCUUAUGGAGAAGCUCUGCCGAAAGUGGGGUGCCGGUUUUACAUGGGGACUUUCAAAUAUUCUUAUGUCUCUCUGCUUUGUGGCAAUGCUUGCUAUUGCUGCUAUCAAGAUGAACUUGAAUAUUGAUGACCGUCUUCCUCCAGAUGGUGUUGUCAUUGCUGCCCUAGUAGUAUUUGCAUUGCUUGGCGUUCCAUUAGCUAUAACAUAUAGUGUUCCAUAUGCAUUGGUCUCUACUCGUAUUGAAGCUUUAGGCUUGGGCCAAGGGUUGUCCAUGGGCGUCCUGAAUCUGGCAAUUGUGAUACCACAGAUUGUUGUCUCCCUUGGAGCUGGACCCUGGGAUCAACUGUUUGGUGGUGGCAACUCACCUGCCUUACUUAUUGCAGCAAUUUCGGCUUUUGCUAGUGGGCUUAUAGCCAUCUUGGCUAUUCCUCGAACAAGGAUCGAAAAAACUCCAAGAUCCAUCGUUCAGGUACCUGUCUUUGUAAAUUGAGACUGUUGAGUAAUAUAUUCAAGAUCUUUAGUUAUAGAUUGGCAUUCUGAGACCCAGUAGUUGAUAGUAUAUAGCAGUAUAACACACGAAAAAGUAUGUGCUAUGUUGUCGUAACUGUUCCCUUUUCUCUUGUCUUUGCUCUUUGUUGUUCCCUUGUCUUUGCUCUUUGUUGUUGAUCAUGGGACGCAGGUACGUAUUAAAAGUGAUCAAAGUACGUAAUUUAAACACAAUAGCUAAUA